Messenger RNA from Styela clava, 5724 nucleotides. The record is from RefSeq and is a predicted model, not a curated record. NCBI's taxonomy places the organism in Eukaryota, Metazoa, Chordata, Ascidiacea, Stolidobranchia, Styelidae.
CUGGUAGUUGCCGGUUUAGCUCAAUUUUGGUCCCUCAAUUUGGACAGUAGGAUGUAGUAAAUCCUGGAAAAUGUCAGCCAGUAUGACAUUUCACAGUUCUGCAGUUGUAGAUAGUCUACACAGAAGUGGUCAGGUCUGUAGGUGAUUAAUAAAAGAGGCCCUGGCAGUUAAUCUGAAAAUAAUCACACUGGUUCUUAAGUGUGAGCUAUGAAACACUGUUUUCAAGUUUUGCAGUGGUAGGAUUUACAUAUUUAUCCCGGGACCCGGGGGAGAGGAAAGUGAUAAGGCGGCUCAAUCAUACGGCAAAUUACCGGUCGGAUUAUCAGUCCUGACUCUAGUAAUCUGAUAAAGAGAUUUAAUCCUGUCUUGUCAGUUAGCUUGAACAUUUGUUAAACGUGUGUUUGUGCGGGUUUCUGGGGUUUAGCCUAGAUCUCCCAUACGUCAUAGGGGGCUGACUAUUCAACACUUUACAUGCAUCGUGAACAUUCUAGGCAUUCAUCUUCUGAUUCAUCUACUAAAGAAAAUAAAAGAAAAUCUCAUCACUCGUCUAAAUAUUCACGAUCAUCUGAAAAAAGUUAUGAAAGAUCUUCCAAAAAAACAAGAUCUGUCGAUGAUAUGAAUGUAAACUCACAAAAUCGUAGCAGAGACAAGAGACAUUCAUCUAAAUACAGGGAUCGUUCAAGAAAUUCUCGUUCUGAGUCUUCUGAUGUAGAAAUACAAAGGAAAUCAACCAGAAAACCUCCUACAGAAAAUCCGAAAAAGAAGUCUUCUCGUAAAUCUGGCUCUGGAGAUAAACAUCAAAGAUCGCAGAAAAGCCCAAGAAAAAGUGCAGUAGUGUCUCGAACAGAUGAUGAAGGGAUGCAUUCAAAGAAAGAUGACAAGAAAUAUGAUGCAGAGCAGUCUGAAGUUAAAAUGGGAAAAAAAAGAAAGAAGAAAAAGGUGAAGGCGUCUCAUCACCAAAGUGCACCAGACCUGCUGGACGUCGACAGGCAAUAUGGUCGGGGGCCGUGGCAGCGUACACAUGGAUAUUUUGAUCAAUAUGGUCAAAGACCUCAAUCAUGGGUACAAGAAAUAUCUCAGGGACAAAGUUCUACCCUGCCAGCUCCUGUAAUGGAACGACAAAUAAUAUAUGGAAUGCCUGCUACUUUACCAAGAGCUGUGGAUGGACUCGGUUAUCCAUUGAAAGAACGGAGUCCAGGCUUCCAACCAGUGCCUUAUCAAACCUACUUGAUGCACAAGCCACAGAGACCACAAAGCAUGGAUUUAUCAUACACUCAUCAUGAUUUUUCUUCAUUGCCUCCGUCUACUGCCGUCCAAUCACCCAACACCUCGAUUAAAUUACCUGCUGGAGCUGUACCUGCAGUUGGCCCGCGAGGGCCAUUGACUUCCCCCAUUGUGAAUUCACCUCCAAUUAUUCCAGCACGCGGUUAUGAAGUUCAAGCCCAUUUACCAUCAAAUGGUUCUUCAACUUUACCAGCGAAGUUUAGACAAAGCUCUAGUGGUGGGACGUCCAAUCCACCUACAUACAAAACACCUCCGCAGUAUGGGAACUCAGUUUCAGUGAGAAGUGAUGGACCAACUCCGAAACCUAGAACUAAGACACCAGUCAAGGAACACAAAAGAUCAUCAAAAGAGAAAGGAAGCAGAAAACCCAAGUCUUCGAAACAUGGUGUGGAAACUAAGCAACAUAAACCAAAAAUCACAGCAAUUUCAGCAAGAGAAGAUUUUGAAAGUUUGCUUGCCGCUGAUUACGACAUGACACAUAUGAAAAGUUCCGAAGACUUCAAUGAAGAAUUCCCACCGGUCUUUCCCGGGAAUUACAGAGCAAAUGAUACUAUUUUCGUUGAUGACGUGAUUUUCAGAGAGCAGCCAAGAAUUAAAAGUUAUUCUGACACUGAUUCUUCCGACAUGAUGACGGAUGAAGAAAUUAAUGAAAUUAAAAUUGGUGAAGAAUUUUCACCUAAUUCUAUCGGUUACUCAUCUGGCUUUGACUUAGAAAUUCCUGAAGGAUUUUGUUUUGACUCUGAAGGUGCGGAAACAAGUUCUGUUAAACAUAAGAACAAGGGUGGCAAGCAAAAGUCUGCUGGUGUGAGAGCACAAAAAAAGAAAGUAUCUGGCGGUGAUAACAAAACAAAGACAAGUAAAAAAACAUCAACAACUAAAGACACCCAACCGAAAUCACGAUUGUCUCCAUUAAAACAGAAAGAUCAACUAAUCCUAACAACAAUCGGGCCAGUGUCUCGGACUCGGCAACAAUCAACCAGUCCAGAUAGAAAACAGAAAAGCAGUCAAAAAAUGAAAGGCACCGCUGGAAAAAAUAAACCAAGAUUAUCCAGUAACAAAGUAGAAAAAGUCGUGCAACCUGUCAAUUCAGCAAUGCAGCAGUCUUCAAAAUCCAUGACAUCCAACAAAACGAUAAAGAAGAAAAAUAGAAAAAUUCAAGCCCCGUCAGAAGACAACUCGUAUCAGAGAAUUAUAUACCCAUCUCAUCAUUGGCACACAAGACCAGAAUUGGAGCGGAAAAAGAAAAUGCAUGAUAUUGGUGUUGGUACAAAAACGUCUGUGAAACAAAAGUCGAUCGCUAUCCAAACGCCGAAGCCAAAAAGUCCUGCAGCGCAGCCAAUUUAUUUUUUGAAACCGUUAUCUGCUCAAGAAGUCUUCAUAGAUGAUUCGUCUAUUGCGAGUCACAGUGAAACCGAUAUGUCAAUCGUCCACACGGCGGCUACGUCAUCAGUUACAUCUACGGGAUCGGUCACUGCAAGGUCAGGGACAUCUUGGUCAAGGUCAUCGACGUAUAGUUCUAACCCUGAUCACACCGAUCCCAGCGAAGUCGAAAGUGUUGCCCAGAAGUUUGAAAGAAAUUCAAGAUUUUAUGCCAGUAAACCAAACGAGCAACCAUCCAUCGCAUCCUCAGUUGAUUUUGAACCUGAACCAUCAAAUUCCAGCUCCAUCGGCCCUCCGUCCAUGACACUCGGAGUGAGUGAGUCCAUCCAAGCCUCAUCGUACACUGGAAAAGGAGGAAAAGUUUUUUAUUUCACAAGAUCUCGUCACGGUUCUUCACCAGCUACGUCGAUUCGAGAUUCAAGUCAACCAAUCAUCUCCCCAAGUGAACCGCAAAUCCAACAAGAAGCAAGAUUGAAAUCUGAAUCGCAAGUCUCGGAAUCACAGUACUUCAACCCACUUGAAGUUGGGCAAUGGGUUCUAAACUACGUUCAAGAGCAUAAGCUUGCUGCACAGAAAAAAAAUCAACCCAGUACCAAGGAGGAACCCACUGAUCGAAGACCCCAAACUGUGCCUCCGCAAAUAGAACAUGCUCCUUUGAGAAAACAAGAGGCCUUUGAUGCAGAAAACAAAAACAGUUACACGUCGCAGAAAUCCAGUGUUCACAUUGAACAACCACCAGUUCCCACACAGCAACCGAAGAUAGUGCCUUUAACAACGGAAGCUUUAUCGAAACAUGAAGACAACAAUACAUGGACAGGGCAUGAUGUGGAAGACUCUGGAACUGAAUUGUCGACCAACAUCAGCUCCGAUUUGGGUCCUUUUCAGAGAGAGCUAAUUAAAACAAGACAUAAAAUACGGAAAUACAAUCAGAGGGAUAAAAGCCCUGAACUUACUCACACUGCAGAAGAAUACAAAGCACAUCUUAAGCGAUGGAACGAUUCUCCAUCAACGAACGUAGUUUUAGCAGAAGUUUGUGCAGUGACAGAUGAUGAUAUUGAGGACGCAAGACCUAAAAGUGAUAAACCAUUCAGUAAAUACUCCAAUGAGCCUGUUAUACCCACAUAUGGUAGUCGGAAUACCACCGUUGUUGGCAGCCAUAACCAAAUACAUGAAUCAGAUUCUGACUCCGAAACAACGUUGUCUACAAAUUCAUCUGAAGAUCACCAAAAUCCACGGGAACGGUUAAGAGAAUCUUUGCAAAGGAAUCGACCUUCUCAACCUGGUUUAAAUCACAAUUAUAGCAAUGUACAGCCUAUGCAUAGUGAGAAACCAAAUCAAUCAGGAAUAAAACUAAAUGAGAGAGAUUUACAGAAUGCUGGAAAUUUGGAAAAAAUUGAAAACUUUCUUGACAAUUUGGAUAAAAAUAAUGCUUCAAGUUUUCAAAAUCGGCCGUCCACUGUUUCACCUCCGACCCCUGAUGAAGAUUGGAGAAUAAUUGGCGCACCUAUGUACCCGCCGACGCAAAAACAGAAUUCUGUACAUCAUAAUAACAAUACAUCUCAAAUGGAUCCGACCGUUCCUAGGCCUCACAUGAGAAAAUCGUCAGAAGAAACUAUUGACAUACCAGAGAUGAAUAUUAAAGACCCGCACCUUCGCUUACGUUCAACGUCGUUGACAAAUCAAAGUGAAACUGGAUCUUGUUCAAGUCUCGUUGCUAACCCUUUCAAUAAAAUGGACAAUGAAGAAAUAGAGUCACUGGUUGAAAAAAUCCCAAAUAGAGGUUCGAUGGGAAAUAUUGAUUCAGAAAAAGAUGUCAUUGCUCAACUCGAAAAAAGUCGUCAAUCAACAAAACGAGAAUCCCUUGAAGAAAGAACGGCAAGAAUUUUGGGAAUUCACAGGAAAACAUCGACGGAUGAGAGCGAUGGUGGAACGCCGACUAAUACUCGUUCUGCUCAGGAAAACAAAAAAGACAUCAAUGCUUACAUGAAUAACCUGUUAACAGGUGCCGCUGACGUGUCACCUGCAACUCGUCAAAAAUAUUUUGCGUCUGGAAUGGCCGAUAAAACACCCAUUCCAGUAAAAAGUUCCCUUGCAGCAAAUUCAUCUAAAAAGUUUCCAUCGCAUGAAAACUUGGAAGCAAAUAAAAAUGGUGAAAACCCGUCUCACUUAGAAUCAAAGCAAUCAGUCGAACACAAAGAAUCUUCAGAUGACGAUGAUGACAUGACUUUGACUGAAUCGUUUUCAAUCAACGUCAGUGAUUCUGUGAUGGAAGCAAGCGUAGAUUGUAAAGUUCGACUAGAAAAGAAAGUUCCUUCUUCUCAGCCUACAGAGUAUAAAAUCCCUGACUACGUCGAUGGUCGCUCCAGUGGUCCGGUGUCACCAAGCAGAGGCAUGAUGUCACCCAGCCAAGGCAUGAUGUUGAGUUAUGGUGCCAACAUUUACGCAGAAACACCAGGGUUUCACAAGCAAGAUAGUUUUGAUUCAACAGAUAGUGAUGAACCAGACUUUAUUCCGUCAAUGCCUGUUUCAUCUGAAUAUAAACAGAAUUUUGCCAGAAGUGAAAGUACUGACCAAAGAAUGCAAGAUUCGCCAGUUCCGAUCUCAGUCAACAGUCCACCUCUUACAGAGAAAGAAAUGGACAUUGUGAGAGAACUGGUGUCAUCUAAGACUAAUUCUGUUGUUGGCAGUGCCGGUGACAUGUCUCCUGUGGCAAAUGAUGAUGCAAUACAUCAAAGCAGAAGUUUGAGUUUACCGAGCUCACCCAGAUCAAAUCGAUCUUGGAGUCCGAGCAGAGAAUUAGCUCGGGACAAAAUUGCGAAAUCAAUCGGGUUUACUUUGCCAAAUCAAAAAUCAGAUCCUCAAGAUGGCACAACUGAGUCCCUACAUUCCAGCGGCGUCAUCAAUUCAGAAGAAUAUGACAUCAAAAUUUUGUCACGAGAUAGAAAUAAAAAUGACGAUAUGAUGGUUUUAGGGAAUACACAACAUCCUAACAAAGAUGUAGCCAAUGCAUUGCAAUCGAUUGGACUCAAACCUGAGGAGUCGUGGGUGAUGUCAGUCUGA